This is a messenger RNA of Aedes aegypti (yellow fever mosquito), 2859 nucleotides long. RefSeq names its product kinesin-like protein KIF17 (gene Kif3C). Gene Ontology annotation, molecular function: ATP binding; microtubule binding; microtubule motor activity. The transcript is spliced from 5 exons. Lineage: Eukaryota; Metazoa; Arthropoda; Insecta; Diptera; Culicidae. The record is from RefSeq and is a predicted model, not a curated record. Gene Ontology annotation, biological process: microtubule-based movement. Bases 529 to 2769 code for a protein of 746 amino acids.
CGCAGGUCAGGUCCAGUGGAUAAGUCGGUCUACCGUUAAGACUUUCACUACUUCCGCUUCACUUUCACAACCACGUUAGACGCGACUCGAAACGGACGUGUUGUGCGGCAGCCCUCCUUGGCGGAUAAUCGAGUGCCGUGCUCACCGUCCAACAGAGUAAUUUUCAGUUCAUUCAACAUUGGAAGAUAAGUUCAAUAAAAUGGAUUUCAGUUUAAAAAUCGAAGUGAGAAGUGAUUUGAAAUUAGUUAAAGUGGUUGUGAAAACAUGUUAAAACUAUUUUGUUAGAACACAAAGGGAUAUUUAUAAGAAAGCAGUUACUGUUUCCAAGUGCGUGAACCCCGGUCGAAGAUAGAAGAAAGGUUGCCCCUUCUGAUUUCCGACCACACUGAAUACAACCAUUGGAGGAGGAAAAUAACAGCUGAGGCCAACAAAAAUAAUCUGGAAUGAUCCUAUGGGAAUUAUCCGAUUGUUCCGGAACUACGUGCUGUGAUUUUCAGGUAUUCUAGGAAACACUCGUUCGACGCAAGCAUGGCGGAAAACGUGAAGGUUGUGGUCCGCUGUAGACCGAUGAACAAGCGUGAACAAUCAUCUGGAUGCAAAAACAUUACCCAAAUUGAGAACUCAACGGUAAACUUAGACAAUCCAAAUGAUGCUAGCGCCCCGCAAAAAUCGUUCAAGUUUGAUAGCGCCUAUGGUUAUGCAGCGACGACCGAGAAUAUUUAUAGCGAAAUCUGUUACCCGUUGAUUGAGAGCGUCCUCGAGGGAUACAAUGCCACAAUAUUUGCGUACGGUCAAACUGGUUGCGGGAAGUCACACACCAUGCAAGGUACGACCUACAACGUAUCGGCGGCAGAUCCAAACAACGCCAACAACAUCGGCAUCAUCCCUCGGUCGUUUGAGCACGUGUUCGAGGCAAUCGCUGUGGCGAGUGAUGUUCGAUACCUGGUCCUGGUCAGUUACCUGGAAAUCUACAACGAAACCAUUCGGGAUCUGCUGGCGGUGAAUUCCGGGGGUAGUGCAAACCUCGCUAUCAAGGAAGUUCCAGGCGAAGGCGUCACAGUGCAGGGCCUAUCGAUGCAUACCGUGCACGGUAUGAAGGAGUGUAUUGAACUGUUGGAGACGGGAGCAAAGAAUCGGAUAGUUGGCGCGACACUGAUGAACAUCGAGAGUUCCCGUUCGCAUUCGAUUUUCACGAUAAGCUUGGAACAGAUGUCGACCGGUUCCGAGCAGGACGCUGUGAUAAAGCGGGGAAAGUUGAAUCUGGUGGAUCUGGCAGGGUCUGAGCGACAGAGCAAAACCGGUGCAACUGGCGAUAGGUUAAAAGAGGCGACCAAGAUUAACCUCUCCCUCUCGGCCCUAGGGAACGUUAUCUCAGCGUUGGUCGACGGCAAAACAAAACACGUACCUUACAGGGAUUCCAAAUUGACACGGCUACUGCAGGACUCACUGGGUGGAAACACAAAGACGUUGAUGAUUGCUUGUAUUUCACCGGCAGAUUUCAACUAUGAUGAGACGCUUUCGACACUACGCUACGCAAGUCGAGCGAAGAACAUAGCCAACAAACCAAAGAUCAAUGAAGAUCCUAAGGAUACGAUGCUUCGGGAAUAUCAAGAGGAGAUUCAACGAUUGAAGCAAAUGCUGGCAAUGGAAGGAAAGCUACCGGUAGAUAAUGGAUUUUCCUCGAGUGAUGUGCUCGAUACAGCUGUUAUCUCCGGUGCAGUCCAAUCGACGUUUGAGGAUGAGAAACGUAGGUUGAAAAAUCAGUACGAAAUGGAAGUGACGAGUUUUAGAAAGGAGUAUGAACAGCAGAAAAUCGCCAAACAGGAGCUUGUAAAGGAUAUCGAAAAAAUCAAGUCAUACUACGAAGGACAGAUGCAGGAGUUGGUUGCGAAGAGGAAUGCGGAGAAGGAGCAAGAGGCUGCUGUGAGUGCAGAGUUAGUGGUUAAGACGCCAGUAGAUAAACAAGAAAUUUACAAUCGAAUCAAGCAAAUCAAGGAUGCGUUGAUUGGUGGCGAACGAGUAAACGACAUCCAGCUGAAGGAGAAGCGCUAUCGGAAUAAAUUAGCAUCCGAGAAACGCUUAAACGCGCUGGCGCAUGUGAUAAGUAGAGUGGAGCAGAGCGAGGAUCGGGAUCUACUACAGGGUCACUAUACGGAUAUACAGCAGGAGUUAAAGGUGCGUUACGAGCAGAUUAGGCAACAAAGACGAAGGAUCAAAUCGCUGGAACGGGACAUCUCUGACAUUCAGGGAGAGUUCCAGACGGAUCGGGCUGAUUAUUUGGCCACGAUCCGGCUGUUGGAGAAAAAGAUACUGUUUUACGAAGCGGUGUUUCAAAAGGCAUUGCCUGUUCUGCGCAAGGAUGGGCGCUACUGGAAUCUGGAGGGCUUAGAACACGAUUCGGAGUGGAAUGAUGAGCUGAAGAAGUGGAAACUACCGGAAGACACACUGCUCAGGGUGCGGUUUCCUCCUGCCGAUUCUGUCCAGCCGCAGCCGCUAACGAAAUCACCAGCGAAAACGGGCCGCGAUAGUCAAACUUCCCUUACGGCGCCCGGUCGGCUGGAACGGAGCUCCACGAUGAUCCUCACCAAACUACCGAACUGCGAGGGCAACAACUCCUCGGCUGGCGAACCCCGGCGGAAGGAGUUUCUCAGCAAAAGCACCAACUGUAGCCCUUUUCCCAAGAUUGAAGACGUGGCGGUGACGUACUUCCGGCCACGACGGGCAGCCGAACUGGUCUAUCGAAGUGGGUGGGGAGGUUUGCAGAAAUAGUGUACAAUUGUUUGGUUAGAUUUGUUGAUGCGUUUUUGGAUAUUUUUCGAUAAUGUUGCAAGUAAAAUUUAUUUUUGAAAAAUCGUUUUA